Molecule: messenger RNA, 3437 nt
Organism: Pangasianodon hypophthalmus (striped catfish)
Lineage: Eukaryota; Metazoa; Chordata; Actinopteri; Siluriformes; Pangasiidae
Gene: tlcd3bb
Product: TLC domain containing 3Bb
Exons: 7
Coding region: 1086-1994 (302 amino acids)
Biological process (GO): lipid homeostasis; ceramide biosynthetic process
Cellular component (GO): membrane; endoplasmic reticulum
Molecular function (GO): sphingosine N-acyltransferase activity
Source: RefSeq, a predicted model, not a curated record
UGUGUGUAAAUUUGAAGUGGAUAUCUGCACUGGAAGUAUUAGUAGUAUCAGUAAUGCUUUAAAGGCACACUACAUGUACCUUUUUUUAGGUAAAAGAUACAUGCUAAAUGUAUAUGCUUAAGGGCUACCACCCCAAUGAUAAGGAAUGGUAUUGUUUAGAACCCUUUUUUCCUAAACUCUAAUGAGGCUGAAUGACACUAGCUGUGCAGCUCAGUGGUCAAGCCUUAGGACUACUGACCGGAUGGCUUGUCCAAGCAGUCCCAGCACUGCCAAGCUGUCAUUGUUGGGCCCUUGAGCAAGAUCCUUAAGCCUCAGCUGCACAGCUGUAUAAAUGAGAUGUAACUUUCACUUCUGCAUGAGGGCGUCUGCCAAAUGCCCUAAAUGUAAAUGAUGUUAAGAAGAGUAGUAUGCGGUUUGAAGGGGUGGUAUACUGCUAUUUUUAGCUUCUUCAUGUCCUGUAGACUAUAAUCAAUAUGGAAAACUAGUAGGCCUACGCCACCUAAGGUGACUGCUAAGCUCAUGCCUUUGCAUCCUGUCCCACUGUGCAUCCUGAUCAAUAAUGUAGCAUAAUAACCGCGAGGGCAACUGAACCGCAGGUUUAAUCUUUAUUUAUCUGCAUCCGGCUCCAGUGCAGUCAGCAAAACGCUCUUUUAAAGCAUGACCCGAAAAGUGUGCAAGCGCCAGAUAAAUUAAAGCGGCAGCAGCAGCGACUAAAAAAAGGGCAGAUUUAAAGGGCAAGAUCGGUGCUGAAGUGCGGAUGGGGCAAAGCAGACUAGCCGGAGAGGAAGUGAGAGAGUGAGAGAGAAAAGCAGCAUCAGCUCGCAUCCUGAAGCGCCUCGGCUCGCACCGCUGCCAUCUCACGCACCGUGCACAGACCAGCAAGAAGCAGCCACGACAAGGACACCAUGGCGGUGAACUGCGCGCUGUGUCUUGGCCGGACAUCGCCGUUGGCUUUUACCGGGAUGCGGAUUUCUACAGGCCGCUGACUGAAACACCGCAAUAGAGGAGGGAAGGACGGCAGAGGUUCUAAAACGGAACGAGUGCUUUGUGAACGCUGCAUCAGCUGACCUCACCCACCAACGAUCAUGUUAUCCAUCUUGGCUGCGGGCUCUGUGUUUUUCCCAGGGCUCUUCCUCUUGUCCAAGCAGUGUCUGAAACGGCUCCCUGGUCUGAGAUGGAGCGAGGGGGAUGCAGUCAUGGUGUCAGCCAGGUUGGUGUCAUCCGUCCAAGCAGUGAUGGCCUCCUCAGCUGGUUACAUCAUCUCAACUUCCUGUGAUGACAUCAUCGAGGAUCAGCACUGGCUGACCACCUCCUACAUCCUGUUCGCCGUGCCCUACUUCGUGUACGAUAUAUAUGCCAUGUUCCUGUGCCACUGGCACAAGCUUCAGGUCAAAGGUCACGAGGUGGAUAAUGGGCCCAAGUCCAAGUCUGUGGCCCUGAGCAGCUACCUCCGCAGAGAGUUCCUCAUGGUCUUACAUCAUGUUGUCAUGGUCACCGUGUGCUUCCCCAUCUCCGUGUUCUGGAGGCAGGGGAAGGGUGAUUACUUCCAGGGCGUCAUGUUCUUAGCUGAGCUCAGCACUCCCUCCGUCUGCCUAGGCAAAAUCCUUAUUCAGUACAAGCAGCAGCACACGCUACUUCACAAAGUGAAUGGGGCUCUCAUGCUGAUCACUUUCUUCAUCUGUCGAGUCCUUCUCUUCCCCUACCUCUACUAUGUUUACGGCAGGUACGCGUCCAUUCCUCUUUACCAGGUCCCUCUUGCUGUGCCGUGGCAGUGUAACUUGGGUGCUGCGCUGCUCAUGGCACCGCAGCUCUACUGGUUCUCCCUCAUCUGCCGCGGGGCUCUACGCUUGUUCACUGGUCGCUCCUCACGUUCCCGUAGCCCCACCUCUCCCUCCAAGCUCCUCCCAGAUGGACACGCAUCUACUUCUCAGCCAGCCAAUGGCUACAGUGGUCGGGUGGCCACUCUAGACCCGCCCACCACCAUGAUUCACUAAGAGAGACACUGAGCUAAAGAACAAAUAUAUGUGUGUAUGUGUGUAUGAGUUUGAGACUAAAUGGGUCACAAAAUGAGCCUGAAUGAAUUAACUGUGAAGAAGAAGACAAAGAUAAAAUAAUCAGAAGAAAAGAAGUGACACUGGAUCUGCAGACACAGGAAGUGUAACAGAGUAGUUGUACUACAGCGGUACAGCACUCUUUUUAGCUCCAAGACCCAUGUACUGCAUAUAGGACUGCUUUAGUAGACAUAUAAGAGCUGUGCUCAAAAAAAAAAAAAGAGACUGGAAUGAACUUUGCGGUUGUGUUUGCACAAUAGGCAAGCCUAUGUCAGAUGCACAAGUUUGAACAACUGAGGCAAUAUGCGUCAUUAUUAUGCAUUAUUUGACACUAAAUGGGUUAUAAUGACUGAUUAGAUAGGCAUGUAUUGGUUUUGUGCAAGAAAUAAUACAUUUAAUGAUGAAUAGACAUGACUGAAAUUUUCACAAAAAAAAAAAAUCUAAAUCAAAAUGCAAAUAUUUUCAAAUAAAAGUUAGGUUUAUGUAAAACCCAACUGGCAAUAAAACCUAAAUUAGUUUCAUAAGCAAGAUCUUGCUUACUUAAAACAGAGAUUAAACACAGAUCUGCAAAGACAUCAAACACUAUUGAGCUUUUUCAACCUCUAUAGAAAGACCUUUCUGGAAUGUAUUAUUUUGUACAUGCUAGUUCCUUGUUUUUAGACAGCCUGGCUAAGCUUAAUAACCGAAGCAUAAAAGAAAAGGUGAGAUGCUACUCGAAAGUCCUGUCCUAAGGCCUUAUGGAGACCUGUACAUUGACUUUAAGGCAGAACAUUCAGGUAGAUCUUAACCAGCACUAUCAGCUGUAUCUAUCUAUAUAUCUAUCUCUAUAUAUAUACUACUUGUAUAUACAAAGAUAAAAUAGACAACCCUGAAUUUAUAGGUGAAAACAAAUGAUCAAAUAUAUCGCUGCCUUAUCCUUUUUGUAAUUUUGUGUAAUUUUAGUUUAUAUUUGCUUUUUGGUUAUAGGAGAAUAUUAAAAAAAAAAAAAAAACAACUACAGUGUGGACAAGGCAAAGGGGAAAACAUUCUCUUAACAUUUUUAUUUAUGCUUAGUCUUUGAUGACAAUUUUUUUGUUUGUUGUAAGUUCCAAUUUAUUUAUUCAUUCUUUCAUUAAAAUAUAUUUUAUUUAAUUAUUUAGUGUUUUUUUUUUUAAUUUAUUUAAUUAUUUACUCUUCUGUCCACUCGGUCCAAGAUUUAUGUUCAUUAUCUUACUGGUUAUGAAAAUGUAUGUUGAAACUCAUAGCCUGUAUUGAAUUCCUAAAUUAUUAAAGUUAAUAUGACCCUAAUGGACAUAUGACCCUACAGUAAACCUGAAAUGCUUGCAAUUGCUGUCUUGCUUUUCAGUUUUUGGAAAGUAAUAAACUACAUACAGGAGGGAAACUACA